AUGACGGACCCGGCUGCGGAAGCUUACGAGCGCCUCACCAAGAACCUCUCCUUCGACUCGCAUGGUGUCACCGAGACUGUCGACCAACCCCACAAUGGUGGUCUCCCGGCCUCCAACUCGAGCUCCAGGAUCGUGGACUCGGCUCCAGCUGCUGCCGUAGCGGUGCCUCAUUCCGAGCCUGCCGCUGCUACCGCCGAUAGCUCCAGCUUGAAGCUUGGCAACGGUGCUGCCGCUGCUGCUGCCCCAGCCAACGGUGAGGCUGGUGUCAAGUACGCUCCUGGUGGAAAGGUCAAGCUCACCAACUACCCUUCGAUCGCCAACGCGACUCUGCCCGCCGAAGGCAACGGAACCUUCAGCAACCUUCACCUCGCCCUCCUCAUCUUCUUCACUCCCGCUGUCGUGCUCCGUCUCAUCCCCUUCGUCAACCCGCAGUGGUUCGGAUGGUUCAGCUACUUCCUUCUCUGCGCCCUCUUUGGCGCUCCCGUGGCCAUCGGCUACUGGACCGUCAUGUCCACCUACGGCCCUCGCAAGAACCUCAAGGUGACUCUUCCCGGCAAGCCUCUCGAAUUCUACAUGGACAUCAAGGACCCCGAACUCCGCAAGAAGUACCACGGCGACAAGAAGAUUCCCUACCAAGUCUUCCACGACGCCUACUUUGCCGCCAAGAUUGAGCCCAAGAUGCCGCUCAACGAGCUGCUCGAGCUGCGAUGGGACUGGUGCUCCAUGCAGUUCACCUGGAAGCUCUUCGAAUACGUCCUCUUCAACCUCAUCCCCGAUGUCGUCAUGCACACUGCCAAGCAGGACCAGACGCAGAUCCAGGACAACUAUGACCGUGGCGACGACUUCUACGCCUGGUUCCUUGGCCCGCAGAUGAUCUACACCUCGGGUAUCAUCUCGGACCCGCACAAGGCCGAGACGCUCGAGGAGCUGCAGGACAACAAGCUCAACCUUGUCUGCUCCAAGCUCGACCUGCAGAAGGAGGACCGCGUGCUCGACAUCGGCUGUGGUUGGGGCACCUUCGCCACUUUCGCUGCAGUCAACUACGGAUGUGACGUGACCGGUGUUACACUCGCCAAGACGCAGACGCGAUUCGGCAAUGACCGCCUCAAGAAGAACGGCAUCGACGCCAGCCAGGCGCGCAUCUUGAACCUCGACUACCGCGACAUCCCCGUGCAACCCGGCCACUACACCAAGAUCAUCUCGCUCGAGAUGGCCGAGCACGUCGGCAUCCGACACUAUGACAAGUUCCUCUCCGAUGUGUACAACCUGCUGGACGACGAUGGAGUCUUUGUGUUCCAGGUUGCCGGUCUGCGUCCUACGUGGCAGUUCCACGACCUCAACUGGGGUCUCUUCAUGAACAAAUACGUCUUCCCUGGCGCCGAUGCCUCGUGUUCGCUCGGUUGGGUCGUCAACCACCUCGAAAAGGCCGGCUUCGAAGUUCGAUCCGUCGACGUCGCCGGUGUCCACUACUCAGCUACCAUCCUGCGAUGGGCCCAGAACUGGGAGAGCAACAAGGACAAGGUGGUGGCCAAGUACGGCGACCACAUGUACAGGAUGUGGAGCUUCUUCCUCUGGUCGAGCGUCAUUGUCGCGAGAGAGGGCGGCAGCUCGGUGUUCCAGUUCACGCUGCACAAGAACCUGAACGCCUACCACAGGAUCAACGGCGUCAAGUCGCACGGUGGUUUGCUGCCCCGUCCUCCCAUCAGCAAGUGGAAGUCGGUGUACAACUGA
Molecule: messenger RNA, 1731 nt
Organism: Kalmanozyma brasiliensis GHG001
Lineage: Eukaryota; Fungi; Basidiomycota; Ustilaginomycetes; Ustilaginales
Product: Mycolic acid cyclopropane synthase
Exons: 1
Coding region: 1-1731 (576 amino acids)
Biological process (GO): cellular response to biotic stimulus
Source: RefSeq, a predicted model, not a curated record